Messenger RNA from Lachancea sp. 'fantastica', 2619 nucleotides. The record is from the annotation of a GenBank genome assembly. Lineage: Eukaryota; Fungi; Ascomycota; Saccharomycetes; Saccharomycetales; Saccharomycetaceae.
AUGUCCAUUCCGGCUCGUUCUUUUCCAGAUAAGAAGCGAAAAGUUGCCAGAAGAGCAUGUCUGGCAUGUCGAGCCAAAAAAAUAAAGUGCGACGGGGAAUGUUCGAACCCGGCAUCGAACAUUGGAUCAAGCGUUAAGGAAAUCGAGGUGUGCACUAACUGCGCUAUCGCGGGUAUAAAGUGUGUUUUCGUUGAAAGUCAGCGAGGUGGCCGCCGACUUCCUCGAAAAGCGCUGGUGACAAGUGAGUUGCAGAACCCUCCAUCCAAUGCCGAACUGUUACCUCCGGUUUCUUCUUAUCAGCCGCCUCCGCUGUCUGGAUACGACCCCCGUCUCAUUAUUUCCCACCAACCCACUCAUCUCAGCACGCUUCAACUUCAUCCUCAGUUUCGCCUUCCGUCGCGCUUUCUUCCUGACCCUAUGAACAUGGCAUCUCAAGCUAGCAUGCUGCCAUCUCAUGCACACUUGUCGUUCCCAUCGCCUUCAACUCAGGUAUUGUCGCCGCUUCCAUCCUUCCGUGCUAAUCUAGACGUUCCUCAAUCAGACCAAAGGCUAGACUCGAACGACUCUUCAAACUUGGGUAGGCUGCCCGCAAAGCAACAACUUACACAUCACUUAUCCAAGGACGUGGGCGUUGAAGUCCAAAGUACCCAUCUGGAACCUCGUGGCAUUACCUCUAAAAACGAUUUUUGCACCACACGCUCGUCGGCAAACACCAAUACAUCGCCUCAGAAAGUUCCAAAUGUGAAUUUCGACAACGGUAAGCUCUCUUUAGAGAGUAUCCUCGCACCUACAGCGUCACCACAGCGUCAAACUUCUCCCCAAAUAGUUGAAAUGACCAGAACCAACCCGCCUUGCGGAAACCAAGAUGCACUCAGUGCACCUCGAUAUACAAAUGAAUCAUUGAAAAAAUACGGCUUUCCAUCAUGGAAUGAGUGCACACAAAUGAUUGAACUAUUUUAUGAAGUUGUUCAUCCCCAGCUUCCGAUACUUCCGCCCAAAAACCAGUUUCUCUGUAACUUCCACCCCAGCAACAAUACUUCUUUAUCUCACGCACUCUUUUCAUGCGUUUCGCCAUAUGUGCAUGAGGAUGUAUCUGCAAGGAAAAGUGGACAUCAUGAGAAAAUAACAUACUACUGGCACGAUCUGGACCUUCUGGCUUCGCUUCAGACGCUGUUGCUGCUAGCCUUCUUCAACAUCAAGUUCACCAAUAACCGGAAUAUUGCCGAAGAGCACAUCACCAAAGCCGUCAAAAUAGCUUACUACUCGUAUAGUGGCAACGGGUUUGCCAACGGAAACCUGGAGAAGUUGCUAAAAGUAGCUCCCAUCAAAGUCGGAAGAAACAAUGAAAUGCUGAUGACAACUACAUGGAGGCUUUAUCUGCUGGCACAACUUGGACGACUUUAUUUCGAUGACAUGAAAUUCUGUUCUAACAUGACAUGGUCUGAUGCAGAGGACCCGGCACUGAGCAAGCUUCUUCGACUUGACUCUCUUCCUUUCCCCCCAUAUGACUUCACAGAAAACAAAAACUGUACUCAGGCCAACGCCUUCCCUUUCAAGCCAACUGACCUGAAGACUGAUGAGAAUCCUUGGGUUUACCUCAAUGCUGCGAUUGAUAUGGGCGAACAAUUAUCUUCAAACACCAAUAUCGAUGCAUCUAGUACAGGAGUAUCAAAGCUUGAGACUGGAGUAAAUUCAAUGCUGGUUAGAUAUAAUGGAGACAAAAUCUUUGUGAAUUCCACGGCUUUGGAGGCCAAACUCGUCUUGUUGACUUUACAUGUUAAGCGAAUAACAGCCAACUGGCCAGUAAUUUCACUAUGGUGCGUGAAAGAUUUAGACACUGUCGCAAUUUGGGGUGACUAUUUCACUGAGUCUCAAAAAUUGUUGGACGAGAACAUUUUAAACAGCUCUGAGUUUACUUUUUCAGAUCUUCUCGACAUCUUUGUUGUGAUUCAAGACUGCGUGGUUUUGUUGAAACUAGGGAAACAUGCUUCAAUGACUGAGCCUAUCGGCCCUUGUUCUAAAUCGGCGGGGGUAAUGUUCCAGCAUGACUAUGCGUCUGACCAAUGCCUUUAUUCUUCUUACCCUCAGACGAGAGCCAGUUCAGAGCAGCUUCCCGGUCAGCAAAACAGCGUAAACUGUGAGCGACAAAUCUGGGAAAGCUCUUCAAGACCCAGUGUUGCGUCUAUAAAAGCCAAAAGCAUUUGGCGACAGUAUCCUCCCCUUUUGAGAAAAAUUGUGCGACAAAGCAUUCCAUUUCAGGUCUUAUUACUAUCCUUCAGUAAGUCUUCCUCGGUUUCAAUCCACUCUCGACGACCGUCAGUGUCAUAUUCCAAAAAAAAGUUGCCACUGUUCCCCGACUGUUUUUCAGAAACGGGCUCUUUCCGGAACAAGAACAUAGAUUCCUUUGGUUUUGGUGUCAAAGCCGGUGAAUUCUACGGCAAGGAAAAUGUCCGUUCUUUGCUUUGCUGCUUAUGCGAUUUUUCUCAGAUGAAAACUGGACUCAUACUGAGCUUGGAAUACCUUCAGUAUGAUGCAGCUUUGCUCGAAGAAAAUAGUACAACAUACUCCAAGAUCGAGAGCAUGAUUUCUUGGGCUAAGACACUAGUUUCCACACCUUGA